This is a messenger RNA of Arachis stenosperma, 552 nucleotides long. RefSeq names its product TPD1 protein homolog 1-like. Bases 1 to 552 code for a protein of 183 amino acids. Gene Ontology annotation, biological process: cell fate determination. The record is from RefSeq and is a predicted model, not a curated record. The transcript is spliced from 4 exons. Lineage: Eukaryota; Viridiplantae; Streptophyta; Magnoliopsida; Fabales; Fabaceae.
AUGGUAUCCUAUACUUUCCUGUACAUUUAUACCAUUCUUCUUAACAUGACAAUCACAAACUCUUUUACUUAUCCUCUUGUUAUCUUCCUCUGCUUCAUCACAAUAAUGCCCCUUGUGCUUUGUGAUGAUGUUGGAAAAAUAAUGCAUUAUUCAGGUCGUCAUUCACCCCAAAUUCUUCAUUCUUUCCAUCAACCAAAAAAUGGUUCAAGGCUUCCACAUUCCAUUUCGAGAAAAAUCAUGUUCCACGGUUCUUGCACAAGCAAAGACAUAAGCAUAUCACAAAGCAAAUGUUCAACAUCCGGAAUCCCAGAAUACAUGGUGCAAAUAGUGAACACUUGUGUAUCUGGUUGUGCUCCUCAUGACAUACACCUUCACUGUGGCUGGUUUGCAUCUGCAAGAAUCAUCAACCCAACAUUGUUUAAGAGGCUCUCUUAUGAUGAUUGCUUGGUCAAUGGUGGUAAAUCUUUGGCCUCAAAUCAAAUCAUCAGAUUCACUUAUUCUAAUUCCUUCAUGUAUCCAUUAGUACUCAAGUCUGCUAGAUUUUGCUCAUGA